Messenger RNA from Esox lucius (northern pike), 1954 nucleotides. RefSeq names its product sedoheptulokinase (gene shpk). Gene Ontology annotation, biological process: cellular response to lipopolysaccharide; carbohydrate metabolic process. Gene Ontology annotation, cellular component: cytosol. Lineage: Eukaryota; Metazoa; Chordata; Actinopteri; Esociformes; Esocidae. Gene Ontology annotation, molecular function: sedoheptulokinase activity. The transcript is spliced from 7 exons. The record is from RefSeq and is a predicted model, not a curated record. The coding region runs from base 319 to 1461 and encodes 380 amino acids.
UCAAAGUUGUGUUACUGGACAUUAGCUCAAGAACGGUAACGGACAGCUGCUCUUUACCAUCCAAGGCACAUGUCAUCAGCGACGAACUGCAUGUACGUAACGGAUGACAACACCGCACUCGGAUCGCAUUACAAGCUAGAAACCUAAAACAAUAACAAAGCGUGACCACUCUGUUAUGUUUAAAAGCCACACAAAAAUUCUUAAACAAGGGCAAAUGAGCAGGUUACUGGACAAAUCAUAAAAACUUUGAAUGAGUGCAUUGCCUCCCUGCCUAAAGACAAGCUCCAGAACGUCAGCAGAAUUGGGGUGUCGGGACAAAUGCAUGGUGUUGUGUUCUGGAAAGCCAAAACAGGCUGUGAUUGGAUAGGUGGAGACAGCUCUCAGUUCUUCACACCUAGGGACACCAGUCAGCUGAUCACUUGGCAGGAUGGGCGCUGCAACAGGGAUUUUCUUUCUACGCUUCCAAAACCAGAAUCACAUCUCAGCAUAGCCACAGGCUUUGGUUGUGCCACUAUCUUUUGGUACAUGAGACACAGGCCAGGGUUCCUGUCUGACUUCACGGUGGCUGGAACCAUCCAUGAUUAUGUUGUAUCCAUGCUGUGUGGCUUGGAAAGCUGUGCCAUGACUGGCCAAAAUGCAGCCAGCUGGGGCUACUUCAACACUGCCACCAACCAGUGGAACAUGGACAUUCUGAAGGAUGCUGGCUUUCCUGUUCACCUCCUCCCUGAGUGUGUGCCAUCUGGCUGUAUAGCUGGACAGACAUGCUGUGAGUGGCAUGGUGUCCCCGCCAACACACCUGUGGGGGCAGCCCUAGGGGACCUCCAAUGUUCUGUCUAUUCCUCCAUGACUGACAGGACAGAUGCAGUUCUCAAUAUAAGCACUUCUGCUCAGUUGAUCUAUGCUAUGCCACUUGACUUCACCCCGCCAAACUGCGCUGAUCCCACCUCCACCAUCUUCUACUUUCCCUACUUCGAUGGCUCUUACUUGGCGGUUGCAGCAUCGCUCAAUGGAGGAAAUGUGAUGGCCAGUCUUGUAGGCAUGCUGAGUGGCUGGAUGAACGAGCUGGGGGUGGAAUCGAGCGACUCCAGUCUAUAUGAGAAGCUGAUCAGAUGUGCCCUGGGGGUGGACAGUAGUGACCUGAGGGUGAGUCCUACCAUCCUGGGGGAGAGACACGACCCGAUCAGCCUAGGCCAGGUGUCCAACAUCCACCCCUCCAACCUUUCACUAGGACACAUUACCAGAGCGGUGUGCCGUGGCAUUCUGGACAAUAUCACUUUUAUGAUGAACCCUCUUUCUCUGCUGGAGGCUGGAGUUCAAAGUAUCAAGGGUAGUGGUAGUGCCUUAUCUCAAAACGCAGUGCUCAGACAGGAAGCAGAGAGAGCAUUUCCUCUGCCUGUAGUGUAUGGACAGGAUGUGGACUCGGCUGUGGGCGUGGCUAUUGUAUUUCAUACCAGGCUGUGAGUUAUGAUUGAUACAGAGCGACAUAUAUUGUUUACUUGAAGAUUUUAAUACUUAAGUCAUAUUUUUUUGCUAAAUAUGGUAUCUAAUUAAAAGGGAAAAUCCUCAGAAAUCACUGUUGUGUACUAUUUGAAAAUCAUUGUACAGCCUCCAAUCAUAAUUCUUUGGUAUGGACUAAGCUCUAAACUAAAAUAGUGAAACAUGGCAGAUUGAGAUUCUGGUCUUUAAUUCAGUCAUUUGUGGACCACACUCUUUUUACUUUGUCUGAGACUUACAGUGGCUAAAGAAAGUCUACACACCCCUGUUAAAAUGGCAGGUUUUUGUGAUGUUAAAGAAUGAGACAGGUAAAUCGUGUCAGAAAUGUUUCCACUUUUAAUGUGACAUAUGAUGUGAACAAUUCAAUUGAAAGAAUAACAGAAAUUUUCUAGGGGUAAAAUGAAAAAUAAAAAGUGUGCACUCCCUCUUAUAACUGGGGAUGUGGCUCAGUUACUGGGAU